AUGGAGGCGGGAAUCCUGAAAGAGCUGAGAGCUUGCGGAGGGAAGGGUUCGAACUGUUGUGAAGAGCCAAGAUGUCGGAAAGUGCUAAAUAAAUACUACCCGCCAGACUUUGAUCCGUCGAAGAUCCCGAAGCUUAAACUUCCAAAGGUCCGGCAAUAUGUGGUGCGGCUGAUGGCUCCCUUCAACAUGCGGUGCAAGAAGUGCGGAGAAUAUAUCUACAAGGGCAAGAAGUUCAAUGCCCGGAAGGAGAUGGUUCCUAACUGGCUCUUCAUCUUCCGUUUCUACAUCAGGUGCACCCGCUGCCUUGCAGAAAUCACCUUCAAGACAGACCCCGAGAACACGGACUACGCCAUGGAGCAAGGGGCCACGCGGAACUUGCAAGCGGAGAAGCUGCUGGAGGAGGAGGAGGAGAAGCGGCUGCAGAAGGCAAGAGAAGACGAAGAGCUCAGCAACCCCAUGAAGGUUUUGGAGAACAGAACCACAGACUCCAAGCUGGAGAUGGAGGUCCUGGAGAACUUGAAGGAGCUGAACCAGCACCAGGCCGGUGUGGAUUCUGAAUCCAUGCUGCAGCGGUACAAGGAUUACGAGGAAGAGCAGAAGCGGCUGGCGAUGGAGGAGGACGAGAGGGUGAUGGGAGCCAUGCUGGAGCAAGCCCUGGCUCGGCUGCUGUUGCAGGACUCGGAUUCCGACGAAGACCCUGCUGUGGCCCCUGCAAAGACGUUAACGAAAGCAAAACCUACGGACAUCUUGCAGGAGGAUUCAGAGCCCCGGGCCAAAAAGCUGAAGGUGGGAUGCUGGGAGAGGAGCAGAGGCAAGCUGCCCAGCAAAACCGCACUCUCGGGACUUGGUGGCGGCAAAGAGGAAGCUGGAUCACAGCACCACCAAUGGAGCCAGGGCUCAGGAUGGCCGCCGGUGGGCUCAGGGGCUGGGAGUCAGAGCAUAGAGGCCAGCGAUGCUUCACUGCUUUCGAAGUCACGAACGCCCAGCUCUUCUUCGCUGAGCCUCCUGGGAGCCUACUCAGACAGCGAGGACAGUAAGAGUGAUUAG
Molecule: messenger RNA, 1047 nt
Organism: Heteronotia binoei (common prickly gecko)
Lineage: Eukaryota; Metazoa; Chordata; Lepidosauria; Squamata; Gekkonidae
Product: splicing factor YJU2-like
Biological process (GO): mRNA splicing, via spliceosome
Cellular component (GO): U2-type catalytic step 1 spliceosome
Source: RefSeq, a predicted model, not a curated record